This is a messenger RNA of Hyla sarda, 2241 nucleotides long. RefSeq names its product myb-like protein X. The coding region runs from base 1 to 2241 and encodes 746 amino acids. The record is from RefSeq and is a predicted model, not a curated record. The transcript has a single exon. Lineage: Eukaryota; Metazoa; Chordata; Amphibia; Anura; Hylidae.
AUGGAACAAAACAAUGAACUGAUAAAUCAGAAACACCUGAAAAAUGAGAAUGACCAGAGGAAAGAGAAUGACCAGAGGAAGGAGAAUGACCAGAGGAAAGAGAAUGGCCAGAGGAAGGAGAAUGACCAGAGGAAGGAGAAUGACCAGAGGAAAGAGAAUGACCAGAGGAAGGAGAAUGACCAGAGGAAAGAGAAUGACCAGAGGAAGGAGAAUGGCCAGAGGAAGGAGAAUGACCAGAGGAAGGAGAAUGACCAGAGGAAGGAGAAUGACCAGAGGAAGGAGAAUGACCAGAGGAAGGAGAAUGACCAGAGGAAGGAGAAUGACCAGAGGAAGGAGAAUGGCCAGAGGAAGGAGAAUGACCAGAGGAAGGAGAAUGACCAGAGGAAAGAGAAUGGCCAGAGGAAGGAGAAUGGCCAGAGGAAGGAGAAUGGCCAGAGGAAAGAGAAUGACCAGAGGAAAGAGAAUGACCAGAGGAAGGAGAAUGACCAGAGGAAGGAGAAUGACCAGAGGAAGGAGAAUGACCAGAGGAAGGAGAAUGACCAGAGGAAGGAGAAUGACCAGAGGAAGGAUGACCAGAGGAAGGAGAAUGGCCAGGGGAAAGAGAAUGACCAGAGGAAGGAGAAUGACCAGGGGAAAGAGAAUGACCAGAGGAAAGAGAAUGACCUGAGGAAGGAGAAUGACCAGAGGAAGAAGGACCAGGGGAAAGAGAAGGACCAGAGGAAAGAGAAUGACCAGAGGAAAGAGAAUGACCAGGAGAAAGAGAAUGACCAGAGGAAGGAGAAUGAUCAGAGGAAGGAGAAUGACCAGGAGAAAGAGAAUGACCAGAGGAAGGAGAAUGACCAGAGGAAGGAGGAUGACCAGAGGAAGGAGGAUGACCAGAGGAAGGAGGAUGACCAGAGGAAGGAGAAUAACCAGAGGAAGGAUGACCAGAGGAAGGAGGAUGACCAGAGGAAGAAGAAUGACCAGAGGAAGGAAAAUGACCAGAGGAAGGAGAAUGACCAGGAGAAAGAGAAUGACCAGAGGAAAGAGAAUGACCAGAGGAAGGAGGAUGACCAGAGGAAGGAGAAUAACCAGAGGAAGGAUGACCAGAGGAAGGAGGAUGACCAGAGGAAGGAAAAUGACCAGAGGAAGGAGGAUGACCAGAGGAAGGAGGAUGACCAGAGGAAGAAGAAUGACCAGAGGAAGGAAAAUGACCAGAGGAAGGAGAAUGACCAGGAGAAAGAGAAUGACCAGAGGAAGGAGAAUGACCAGAGGAAAGAGAAUGACCAGAGGAAGGAGGAUGACCAGAGGAAGGAUGACCAGAGGAAGGAUGACCAGAGGAAGGAGGAUGACCAGAGGAAGAAGAAUGACCAGAGGAAGGAGAAUGGCCAGAGGAAAGAGAAUGACCAGAGGAAAGAGAAUGACCAGAGGAAAGAGAAUGACCAGAGGAAGGAGAAUAACCAGAGGAAAGAGAAUGACCAGAGGAAGGAGAAUGACCAGAGGAAGGAGAAUGACCAGAGGAAGGAGAAUGACCAGAGGAAGGAAAAUGACCAGAGGAAGGAGGAUGACCAGAGGAAGGAGGAUGACCAGAGGAAGAAGAAUGACCAGAGGAAGGAAAAUGACCAGAGGAAGGAGAAUGACCAGGAGAAAGAGAAUGACCAGAGGAAGGAGAAUGACCAGAGGAAAGAGAAUGACCAGAGGAAGGAGGAUGACCAGAGGAAGGAUGACCAGAGGAAGGAGGAUGACCAGAGGAAGAAGAAUGACCAGAGGAAGGAGAAUGGCCAGAGGAAAGAGAAUGACCAGAGGAAAGAGAAUGACCAGAGGAAAGAGAAUGACCAGAGGAAGGAGAAUGACCAGAGGAAAGAGAAUGACCAGAGGAAGGAGAAUGACCAGAGGAAGGAGAAUAACCAGAGGAAGGAGAAUGACCAGAGGAAGGAGAAUGACCAGAGGAAAGAGAAUAACCUGAGGAAGGAGAAUGACCAGAGGAAGGAGGAUGACCAGAGGAAGGAGAAUGACCAGAGGAAGGAGAAUAACCAGAGGAAGGAGAAUGACCAGAGGAAGGAGAAUGACCAGAGGAAGGAGAAUAACCAGAGGAAGGAGAAUGACCAGAGGAAGGAGAAUGACCAGAGGAAAGAGAAUAACCUGAGGAAGGAGAAUGACCAGAGGAAGGAGGAUGACCAGAGGAAGGAGAAUGACCAGAGGAAGGAGAAUAACCAGAGGAAGGAGAAUGACCAGAGGAAGGAGAAUGACCAGAGGAAGUAG